Molecule: messenger RNA, 549 nt
Organism: Debaryomyces hansenii CBS767
Lineage: Eukaryota; Fungi; Ascomycota; Pichiomycetes; Serinales; Debaryomycetaceae
Gene: RHB1
Product: putative GTPase
Exons: 1
Coding region: 1-549 (182 amino acids)
Biological process (GO): small GTPase-mediated signal transduction
Cellular component (GO): plasma membrane
Molecular function (GO): GTPase activity; GTP binding; GDP binding
Source: RefSeq, a predicted model, not a curated record
AUGGUCAAAGCACGUAAACUAGCAGUGGUAGGAUCUCGUUCGGUGGGAAAGUCAUCGAUGACAGUCAGAUAUGUGGAAGAUCAUUUUGUUGAACUGUACUAUCCUACAAUCGAGAAUCAGUUUUCCAAGACUAUAAAUUACAAGAACCAAGACUAUGCCAUAGAGAUAUUGGACACAGCUGGACAGGAUGAGUUCUCCAUUAUGAAUGAGAAACAUCUAAUAGGUAUUCAUGGAUACUUGUUGGUUUAUUCUGUCACCUCGAGACAGUCAUUCGAAUUGAUCAAGGUCAUUAGGGAUAAGAUAUUGAAUUCAAUUGGUACUGACCAAAUACCAAUAGUAUUGAUUGGUAAUAAGAGCGACUUGAAUUAUCAAAGACAGGUAGAGACAGAGGAAGGCCAGGCAUUAGCUAAAGAAUUUGGUUACAGAUUUUUGGAGACAUCUGUCAGAGAUGAUGUGAAUAUUGAUACAGCUUUUGAGAGUUUAAUAGAUGAGAUUGAAGCCAUUCAAAAUCCAACUAUUAAGCAAGAUGACAAAUGUACCAUAAUGUAA